ACAAAAAUGUACAUACAUAUAUGUAAAUAUGAAUUAAGCACAACUACCGUAACCAAAUAUACAACAAUAGCAAAAACACCGGCUACAUAUAAAAAUACAAAUGAUAAAACAGCAACAGAGGCAGCAAUAAUAACUUCAAUGUGGUGGAGUCGUUUGACGACGCAACUCGCGCGCCGAAUCCCCAUUUCCAGAAACGUAUGACCAUUAUAAAGACAACUACAAUGAAUAUUACUCUUUUAAAAAUCCCAAACUAACGAGUACGAUCAUCAGUACAACUACGGAAACAACGAUUCUGAGACAUUCAUUUUUAAUAAAAAUACCCAACGAUUUCUCUACUCAUCGCAAUUCGCAAACGGGCGGAAUUAGCCGAGUCAUAAAAGGCAAGAGAGUUUUAAGCGCUGCGAUCUUAAGCUGCUCAGCUACAGAAACAAAAAUUUCAACAGCCAAAAUUAAGAAUUACAUUAAAUGAGUCUGUAAAAUCAAAUGUGCUGAAAUGAGAAUUGAAAUCGUGACAUAGACGGCGGAAUGGUUCGUUUAACUCAAAACUUGUUCUAGAAAAUUUUAAAAGUAAAGUCUAAACUGCCUAGUAGAGCGAGUGGGAACGUUAAAAUUAAUAUCAGAUAAGAUAAAUGGACUACCGACUAACCUGACUGACCCAGAAGAAAUAUCAUUCCAAGCAUUUCCCUACAACUAGCGAGUGUAACGAGAUUUAUAAUUUUUAAAUGUUAUUUUUUACGAAUAGUUAUAUUUGUUAAUGAGAGCCCCCGGAAUGGCUUAUCACAACUCGAAUGGAGGUGCUAUUGGUAAUAAUAGCACAGCUGGUGGCAGUUUACGUGGUAUUGCUGGUGAAAUUGGCUCUAGUGAAUAUUCCGGCGACGAACGAGACUCUCGGAGCGGCGAAGAUCAUCACGAAAGUGAUUUGAAUAACAAGCCAAUAUAUCUUCUGGAACAUUUAGCUACCUUCACGGUAAAUAAGGAUUCCGACAUUGUCUAUCCCGCAGACGGCAUGCGAAGGCUGUUACAGUUGGAAAAAACCACUGGUAUAUGGUCUCAGAAAAUGCAAAUAUGUUUGGAUUACCAGUGGGUGCUUAUAAUGGAUUAUGAAACCGGAAAUAUCAUAGAAAGAUUUCCAGCAUCUCUUGUACAGGAUCCAACAGCAUUCACAUCUACUGAUUCCAUGGAGUUAUAUAAUAAUAUAUUAGUAUUUAUCGUAUCCGGCGGCAGUGGCUCACGCUCAGAAAUGCAUAUUUUUCAGUCACAAAGUGUUUCUGCCGUGCAUUUGGUUGAAGACUUAAAGAGCCUAAGAAAUGGGAAAAUAGUGACACAUCAGCGCGAGGGUUUAAUACAUCAACAGCAAUCACCAUCAAAUCUAUUAAAAAACGGUCCUACUGGUUUAGCUAAGUCAUUACCGGCAACCUGCAGCCAGCACGGUCGCAGCGAACAACAAAUCCAUCAUCUUAACAAUGGUGGUACUAUUACGCCAUCCCGCACUAGUAUAGAUCAAUAUGGCUUACACGUCCGAAGUGUCAUGCUAGAAAGUAAUCAUGCAGGUGCUGCUGCUGGUAGCGGAAAUGGUGAAACAGAUUCCGAACAAGGCGGGUUUAAUGACGAAACUAGUUCUACGUCCAGUGACAAGUAUGAACGUGAUGUAACUGUGUUGAAUCAUUGCUUUGAUGACAUAGAAAAGUUCAUAGCACGCCUGCAACAUGCAGCUGCAGCAUCACGCGAACUGGAGCGUCGACGCCGAAACCGAAAAUCAAAAAAGAAAGAUCCUGGCGAGGGUUUAUUAACGUUGCGUACCCGACCGCCUCUUGAAAAAGAGUUUAUCGAUAUUUUCUCCAAAUUCAAACUUUCAUUUAACUUGCUGGCCAAGCUGAAAGCACACAUACAUGAUCCAAAUGCUCCCGAACUAGUUCACUUCUUAUUUACACCGCUUGCACUAAUAGUCGAGGCUUCCAGUGACACUUACUAUGAGUCUCAAUUACCAGCACGUGUAAUCAAUCCAUUACUUACACGUGAAGCCAUAAAUCUGUUAAUUAAUUGCGUUACGAGCAAAGAAACUGAACUAUGGCGCUCCCUUGGUGACGCUUGGAUUAUACCACGCGAUCAGUGGAAAAAUGAUGUGGGCUCAUACCAUCCUGUAUUUAUGGAUGGGUGGUCGCCCGAUUACUUGGUAACCGAUGAAUUGGAAAUCCUUAGUACUCCAACAAACAAUAGCAAGCGUUGUUUAGAUGUUAAAUCACAUUUGCAUGCUGGUCAUACCAGCCACAGCGGGGCGAACGGACGCCAAGUUGGCAGCAAUAGUAAUUGCAGCAAUACAGCUUUACAUAUAGGGCAAGUCGAAGAAUACGAAACAAGUAUACCAAUUGAGAAAUAUUCUGGUCAUUAUGAACGCGAUAGUGAACGAUUUCUGCCCACUGGUGGCAUAAGUGGCGCUGCGAACGGUGGACCUUGUGAUUUUAGCGUACACAGUGAAAUUUCAAUUGAUUCAAUUGAACGUAGCGGAGGGGCAUUGCACGAUUUGCAAAUUAAUAAUAACAUUGCAGCUGGUAUUCAAACAAUAUCAACAGGAAUGCAACAAUUACAUGCUCGUGACUCUCAGAAUACCACAGCCACGCGCAAUAAUAACUCAGUUUCCGAAUUCUCUGGUCGUGAUAACAUCACUAACGACGAACGAAUGUUGGCAGCGUGGCUAGGUGAUUUACAAACGGCACAUGCUAAAAUUGUCCUAGUCACAUAUCCCCGCACAGCCAACAAUGAUAAAGAGCUAAGUGUGGUUCGUGGUGAAUAUUUGGAGAUUUUGGACGAUACUCGAAAAUGGUGGAAGGCUCGCAACAUACGAGGUCAAGUGGCUCAUGUUCCACACACAAUUGUCACUCCAUAUAACUUCGGCGAAGAGUCUGGGAGCAAUCAGUUCUAUGGGCAACAACAAGCACCAUCACAUCUGCAAGGAAACAAUACUUAUACACAGCCGAGACACCCGAUAAAUACAAAUCUCAGUGAUAAUAUCGAGACACACCGGUCACACGACGGUACUGAUUGGAUUCGAAAUAAGCAUCUGGGUAAGAAAGGAGAGUUCAGAUAUUUUUAAUUAGCUGCAGCGUAUUCAAAUUACUGUCUAUUUGUUCAUGAUAUUAUUUAUACAUACAAAUAUUUUACAACAAGUAAAUUUUUAAAUUUAAACUUUUUUGCUUGCAUUUAUAUAAAGUAUGCAUUUGUUUGAGUUGUAAACACUAGUAAACUAAAACAAUAAAAUCAAAAUAUUGAAACAAA
This is a messenger RNA of Bactrocera dorsalis (oriental fruit fly), 3273 nucleotides long. RefSeq names its product epidermal growth factor receptor kinase substrate 8-like protein 2. The transcript has 8 exons. NCBI's taxonomy places the organism in Eukaryota, Metazoa, Arthropoda, Insecta, Diptera, Tephritidae. Gene Ontology annotation, cellular component: plasma membrane. Gene Ontology annotation, biological process: Rho protein signal transduction; regulation of Rho protein signal transduction. The coding region runs from base 755 to 3091 and encodes 778 amino acids. Gene Ontology annotation, molecular function: actin binding. The record is from RefSeq and is a predicted model, not a curated record.